AUGGGUAAAUACAGAAAGAGAUUCAAUGAAAAGGCCCGUUCAGGAAUGCUUCUGAAGCAGGCUACUCUUAAACGAGCUAGAAACAAGCAGUUUUUCAGACAGCCUGACGAAAUUCCUGAAGAUUCUCCGGAUCAAAAUGAAUCCAAAGAUGAGAUUGUAGAUACCAAUGCUGAGUAUCUAAAACCGGAAACUGACAAAGAGAAAGAAGAACGUAAAAGACAAAUGCAUGAGAUGUUAUUUGAGCAACACAAAGAAUCCAAAGUAUCAAGAAACAAGAGAAAGAGAAUGGAAAAGUAUAUUGAUCACCAGUUGAAAAGAGAAGAAAAGCAGAUCUUGCUUCAAAAGUUACAAGAAACAAAAUUCGACACGUCUUUGCUUCAAUCUUCUAAAAGACUUGGAUCCAGCAAGCUAACCCGUAAAGAGGAGAUAGUCGAAGCUCUAUCACUCGAGAAACAAGGUAGAGGUAAUGAUAGAACUAAUGACAUACUUUACGAAGAACGAGAGGUGAAACAAUGGGAUGAAAUUAAUGAUGGUGACGACAUAUCAGAGGACUCUGGAAAAGAUGAAAAAGAGGAUAUGGCUGCGGCUCGUGUGUCAGGUUUCAUAGAUCAUAGGCCGACUGCACUCGGAGGAACAGGUUCUGGAUUCUCUUUUCAAAAUAUCCCCAAAGUAGCCAAGCGAAAGAAUGAGGUAAUCAAAAAAUACAACUGGAGACAAAGACUUGAGGAAGAAGAAAGUAAGAAAAAGAGACAGGAGCUGGAAAAUGAUUUUCAUGAUUCUGAUGAGGAUGGAAAUGAAAAUGAGAACGAUUCUGAAGUCCCUGAUGAGGCAAGUGAAAGUUCUCAACCCGACGGUUCAGGUCUAGAUGACGAAGAUGACGAUUUCCGAGGAUUUUCUGACAAUAGUGACAACGAGAAUGGCUUUGACCAAGAUAAUGCCAUCGAGAAUUUAGAGGAUACCUCCGAUUCAGAUUCUUCCACUUCAGAGGAUUCCCAACACUCAUCUUUUGAAGAAGAUUCGGAUCAAACAGAAAUCCCGACUUCUUCAAGGGGAAAAUCUUUCAAAGACUGGGCAGAAAGCCAGCUUAAAGAAAUUAAUGGUGAAGCAAACAUUAUCCAGACUGAACUUCCUCACAGAGAUUACACUCCAUUGGAUAGACCAGAAGACAAAGAAGACGAUUUAGAAGAUUCGUAUAUUCCUAUCGAUGGAAAUAACAAAAGGAAAGUGUUCUAUGUAACCGUCAACAGAUCUGAAACCAUUCAGAACAUUAGAUCAAAGUUACCAGUUUUCGGUGAAGAAUAUAGAAUCAUGGAAGCAAUCCACAAUAAUGAUUGUGUCGUCAUCUGUGGUGAGACAGGUUCCGGUAAAACCACACAAGUGCCACAAUUUCUCUAUGAAUCAGGUUAUGGACAUCCUGACUCUGAAACGCCUGGUAUGAUUGGUAUUACCCAACCAAGAAGAGUUGCGGCGGUAUCCAUGGCAGAAAGAGUCGGUACAGAAUUAGGAGAUCAUGGAUCUAAAGUUGGUUAUCAAAUCCGAUUUGAUGCUACGAUUAAAGAGGACACCGCUGUGAAGUUUAUGACUGACGGUGUGUUGUUAAGAGAGAUGAUGAACGAUUUCCUUUUGUUGAAGUAUUCUGCUAUCAUUAUUGAUGAGGCUCAUGAAAGAAAUAUCAAUACCGAUAUCUUGAUUGGUAUGCUUAGUCGUAUUUUGAAGCUUAGAGCAAAGUAUCAUGAGCAGGACCCUUCUAAAUUCAAGAAAUUGAAGUUGAUCAUUAUGUCUGCUACAUUACGAGUUUCAGACUUCAGUGAAAACAGGGUUCUUUUUGAAGUUCCUCCUCCAAUUCUUAAAGUCGAUGCUAGACAAUUUCCGGUUUCCAUUCAUUUCAACCGUCGUACUGCUUUCAAUUACGUUGAAGAAGCGGUGAGAAAAAGUAUAAAGAUCCACAAGAAUCUACCCAAAGGAGGAAUUCUUAUUUUCUUAACCGGACAAAACGAGAUUAACCAGGUUGUUAAAAAGUUAAGAAAUCAAUUUCCUACAGGAAAUAGCCAAGAAAGCGUUCCUCAAGUGGCUGUCCACCCUGAAAAUGCAGUCGUGGAACCGGAAGAAGUUGAUUUAGACGUGAAUAUCGCUGAAAUGGAGGAUGAUUACGAUUCAGAAGGAGACAGAGAAGAGGGUGAAGAGGAAGGAUUCACUGAAGAACUGGAAGAAGACCAAACCUCUAACGACCCCCUUUACGUGUUGCCAUUAUACUCACUUUUGCCUACAAGGGAACAAAUGAAGGUCUUCAAAGCACCACCUAACGGUGCUAGAUUGUGUGUGGUUGCUACUAACGUAGCAGAAACAUCCUUAACCAUCCCUGGUAUCAGAUAUGUGGUGGACUGUGGACGCUCCAAAGAGAGACGAUUCAACGAAGACACUGGAGUUCAAAGUUUUGAAGUUGAUUGGAUUUCCAAAGCCAGUGCUGACCAGAGAAGCGGUAGAGCUGGAAGAACUGGGCCAGGUCACUGCUAUAGACUGUACUCAUCAGCUGUGUACGAAAAUGAUUUCCCCCAGUUUUCUAUUCCUGAAAUAUUGAGAAUGCCAAUUGAGAGCGUUGUGCUGAGUAUGAAAAGUAUUGGUAUUGAUAAUAUCGUAAACUUUCCAUUUCCCACACCUCCUGAUAGAAACGCACUAUCCAGCGCUGAAAAACUGCUCUGGUAUUUGGGUGCUUUGACUAGAGAUAAGAAGAUCACCUCACUAGGAAAGACUAUUAAUUUUUUCCCACUUAGCCCAAGAUACUCUAAGGUGCUGAUAACAGGGAACCAACACGGAUGUUUACCAUACCUGAUUGCAAUUAUGUCCGCAUUGUCCGUCGGAGAUCCAUUCUUAUAUGAACACGAGCUUGGAAUUGAUAGCAGAAUUCAGCAGAAGGAUGAAGACGACGAUAGUAGUGACAGUGAUGAAGAUACAAAAAAAGAACGACCAGUUAGAGAAUCUGUGGAAGAUAUUGAAGCACGACGAAACUUGAGAAGGAAGUUUAACGAGUCUAGGAACCAAUUUUCUCAGUUAGAUAAAAACAGUGAUGCCUUUAGAUUGUUAUCAGUUGUUUGCGCAGCUGGUCAUGUACCAAGGGAUAAACUGGGACAGUUCUACCAGGAAAACUUUGUGAGGCCUAAAAUAAUGGAAGAAAUCGAAAAGUUGCGGAAGCAGAUCACACAUAUCGUAAAGGUUAACACUAGCAAGGACAGAAUUGGCAUAGUUGAAGAGGUAGAUCUCAAAUUGGGAGUUCCUACAAAGGUGCAAAUUGCAGCGAUGAAACAGAUGAUUGCAUCCGGUUUCAUUGAUCAGAUUGCCAUCAGAGGAGAUCUUGCAUCCCAGGAUUGUUCAGUAACCAAUAAAACUGCCAUUAUGAACAUUCCAUAUGCAACUCUAUUCCCCUCCAAGACAUAUGAUCAGGAGGAUAUUGACCAAUUUGUCUACAUUCACCCAUCAUCGAUCAUUUGCUCAUCGGCCUCAGUUCCUCCAGAUUACCUGGUUUAUUUCUCUUUAAACUUGGGUUCCAACCGAAGGGCUGUCAAUAAACUUCGCAUGAAACCUCUUGUCAACAUUGCUGGCAAGCCAUUAUCCAAUGUGGCCAAAAGUUCUGGUCUCAUCACGUUCUCAAAGCCUUUGGAAUACCCUUACGCACCGAAAUACAUUACCUCACAAAAGCGAGAAUGCUAUGUUAUCCCCAGAUUUGGAGCUUCUAUUGGCUCUGGCGGGAUUGGAUGGGAUUUACCAGCUAUGAAGGUCAUUCAAGAAAAGGAGAACGGUACCUGGGUAGUUAAAUAG
Messenger RNA from Komagataella phaffii GS115, 3813 nucleotides. RefSeq names its product Essential DEAH-box ATP-dependent RNA helicase specific to the U3 snoRNP. Gene Ontology annotation, molecular function: ATP binding; RNA binding. Gene Ontology annotation, cellular component: nucleolus; intracellular anatomical structure. The coding region runs from base 1 to 3813 and encodes 1270 amino acids. Gene Ontology annotation, biological process: maturation of SSU-rRNA from tricistronic rRNA transcript (SSU-rRNA, 5.8S rRNA, LSU-rRNA). NCBI's taxonomy places the organism in Eukaryota, Fungi, Ascomycota, Pichiomycetes, Pichiales, Pichiaceae. The record is from RefSeq and is a predicted model, not a curated record. The transcript has a single exon.